AGGUUUAUUCUUUUUAGCAAAUGGAAGUGAAACCUGUGCCGAAAAGUGAAUACGGUAAUUUUUAUAAUGGAGAUUCGUACAUACUAUUAAGUACAAAGGAAACAAAAAGUGGCAGACUUGAGUGGGAUAUCCAUUUCUGGUUGGGUGAAGAAACAUCGCAGGAUGAAUCAGGUGCAGCUGCAAUCAAAUCUGUUGAACUAGAUGAUGUGUUAGGAGGUAGUCCUGUUCAACACCGGGAAGUUCAAGGUCAUGAAUCUGGGCUAUUUCUAUCGUAUUUUAAGAAAGGAAUCAGAUACUUACAAGGAGGUGUAAAAUCAGGUUUCCAUCAUGUAGAGGAUGUUACUGUGAAGAGGUUAUUGCGAGUGAAAGGACGGAGAAAUGUACGCCUUCACGAGCUUCCGUUAAGUGUUAGUUCUAUGAAUAAAGGUGACUGUUUCAUAUUAGACAGUGGACCAAAUGUCUAUUUGUAUGUUGGAAGUCAAAGUGGACGUAUGGAACGUAUUAAAGCUAUACAAGCUGCAAAUGCUAUUCGAGAUGAUGUGCACCAUGGGAGAAGUGUUGUUAAAAUCCUUGACUCUGAUAGCUCUCAUAGUGAGCUUGAAGAAUUCUUUGAUGAACUGGGUGAUGGCUCUGCCGAUGAUGUUGCUGAUGCUAGUGCAGGAGGUGACGAUUCAGUAUUUGAAUCAAGCUUGGAAGCAAAAAUUGCACUGCACAGGUAAUAUCUUAAAUAUGAA
Molecule: messenger RNA, 734 nt
Organism: Stegodyphus dumicola
Lineage: Eukaryota; Metazoa; Arthropoda; Arachnida; Araneae; Eresidae
Product: gelsolin, cytoplasmic-like
Biological process (GO): actin filament severing; actin polymerization or depolymerization; barbed-end actin filament capping
Cellular component (GO): cytoplasm; actin cytoskeleton
Molecular function (GO): actin filament binding; phosphatidylinositol-4,5-bisphosphate binding
Source: RefSeq, a predicted model, not a curated record